Molecule: messenger RNA, 1664 nt
Organism: Equus caballus (horse)
Lineage: Eukaryota; Metazoa; Chordata; Mammalia; Perissodactyla; Equidae
Gene: TECRL
Product: trans-2,3-enoyl-CoA reductase like
Biological process (GO): very long-chain fatty acid biosynthetic process
Molecular function (GO): oxidoreductase activity, acting on the CH-CH group of donors
Source: RefSeq, a predicted model, not a curated record
CACACUUGCAAGUGUCUCCUGUUGACAUGAGAGAUUCUCCUGGUAGUUCACACAAUGUUCAAAAGGCACAAGUCCCUUGCUUCAGAACGCAAGAAAGAAUUAUCUUCCCAUGGAGCCACACGGUCCACACUGAAGAAUGAUAUGAGAAAUUUUCACUUUUUGUCGCAACUUAUACUCUCAGCAGGGCCUCUCAAAUCAAUUCCAGCAGUUAAACAUUCAAAGACUGCUCACUUUGAGGUUGAAAUACUUGAUGCUCACACAAGAAAGCAGAUAUGUAUUGUGGAUAAGGUGACACAAACAUCUACUAUUCAUGAUGUUAAACAAAAAUUUCACAAAGCAUGUCCAAAGUGGUACCCUUCCCGAAUUGGCCUGCAGCUAGAACGUGGUGGGCCUUUUUUGAAGGACUACGUAACCAUUCAAAGUGUUGCAGCCUCCUCCAUUGUCACACUCUAUUUUACAGACCUAGGUCAACAGGUCAGUUGGACUACAGUAUUUUUGGCUGAAUACACAGGACCUCUGCUAAUAUAUCUCCUCUUUUAUUUGAGGAUCCCAUAUAUAUAUGACAUGAAAGAGUGUUCUAGAAGAUUACGCCACCCAGUGGUACACUUGGCCUGCUUCUGCCAUUGUAUGCACUAUAUCCGAUAUCUUUUGGAAACCUUAUUUGUACACAAAGUUUCUGCAGGACAUACACCUUUGAAAAAUUUGAUAAAGGGCUGUGUCUUUUACUGGGGAUUCACUUCUUGGAUGGCCUACUACAUUAAUCACCCACGGUAUACACCACCAUCAUUUGGAAACAGGCAAAUCACAGUAUCUGCUAUCAAUUUUCUGAUUUGUGAAGCUGGAAAUCAUUUCAUCAACGUUGUAUUGGCUCAUCCCAAUCACACAGGAAACAAUGCCUGUUUUCCAAGUCCAAAUUAUAACCCGUUCACAUGGAUGUUUUUCCUGGUUUCGUGUCCUAACUACACCUAUGAGAUUGGAUCAUGGAUUAGUUUCACAGUCAUGACACAAACACUGCCAGUUGGGAUUUUUACACUUCUGAUGACUAUCCAGAUGUCUUUGUGGGCACAAAAGAAACAUAAGGUUUAUCUGAAGAAAUUUAACUCUUACAUGCGUAGGAAAUCAGCAAUGAUACCAUUCAUAUUGUAAGAAAAAAUAAGUGAUCUUAUUUCAUAUACAGAAAAGCAAUAUAUAAACUCACUAAAUUAGACUUAGUCUAAGAUGAUUAUUAUGUUCCAGAAAUUAACAAACAACAGUAUUUCUACUGAGUAAAAAUAUGAAAUAGUAGAAUUUAGCUAAAUUUAGAGUAAUAAAUUUGAGGCAGAUUAAAAGUAGAAAUUAAAGAUAUAACUAAUGAAAAAUAGAAUUAAGCAUAGAAAAUAGAAAAAUAACAUUCAGUAUAUUUCUAAGGGAUUGAUUCUUCAACAAGAUUUUCUUACUUCAUUAAAUAUCUCAUAACACUAUUUGUCUAAGACAAUGAAAAUAUCUGAAUUCUAAAGUAAAUAUUUUUAAAAGUUUUGGCAUUUGAAUCACUUGAAUUUUACACAUUUUGAUAGUAAUUAAAUUUCUUCUCUAUUGUUCAAUUUGUUAUUGAGAAGUUUCAAAUGUCCUAUGUUAUUAGUUUAAUUUCUUGUGAAAAUUCUACUUAUAUUGAAAAUGAAAUACUU